Messenger RNA from Brassica napus (rape), 3700 nucleotides. RefSeq names its product helicase-like transcription factor CHR27. Gene Ontology annotation, molecular function: metal ion binding; ATP-dependent chromatin remodeler activity; ATP binding. Bases 237 to 3350 code for a protein of 1037 amino acids. The transcript is spliced from 11 exons. Lineage: Eukaryota; Viridiplantae; Streptophyta; Magnoliopsida; Brassicales; Brassicaceae. The record is from RefSeq and is a predicted model, not a curated record.
UAAAAAAAAAAAAAACGGACGUCCCAACAUCCCUUCACAUUUCGCUUGCUUGCUCUCCGUCAAAACCGCAACCAGCCGUCGUGACAGAAAGGUAAAAAAUAAAAACUUCCGAAUCAACAGUGGCUUCCUUCUUCUCCACCUCGCUGCUUCCUUGUGUGGAGAAUGUUUUGCAUCGCAGGCUGAUUCGAUUUCUCAGAAGCUCGACUGCUGGAAAGAGUGAAGACGAAGGAGAUCCCAUGAUGGAAUCCGCUAUCGAUAUUAGUUCAGGUAGUAGCAGCGAUGAAGAGGUAUCAGUAGAGCCCAUUAGGGAAGAAGUUAAAACCAGGAAGAAUCCCCCUUGGCUAGAUGGCAGCACUAGUUUUCCUCAAAAGGUUUCCUCUGCUGCUAAUACUCAACCUAAAGCCAGACCUCCAAAUCCUGCUUCUCGCUAUGGUGCCUCUAGUUAUGUAUCUCGCCCAAGAGACUGCUCUACAGGGAAUGACAAGAGCAUUGUUAACUCGAGGACUUCCAGUGUUCCUUCUGGUGUAGAUUAUGAGAAGAAGCCGCCACCUUCUCAACAACCUCUGAAAAGAACCCUUCCACCAUCUUUUAAUACGGCUCCUAUUCCUCCAAGAAGUGCUACUAACAGUAUAAGCCAUGGCAACGUGGGUCGCUUUGGUGCGGACUAUAGUACUAGUUCUGCUGUACGCAACAAGAGUGCGUUUGGUGAUCGUCACCGUGGAGCUCAUUCUGAGAUAGGAAUUCAUCGUGGCAUGAAUGGGGUUAGGAUCCUUCCUCCAUCUAUGACCCUUGGAACAUCUGCAUCCUCUCCGUUACAUUAUGGUGGCCCAAGCGAUCCAAUGCACAGGGUUGGCGUUGGUGAAGACAUGAAUUCUGAAAACGACGAGAGGUUGAUCUAUCAGGCUGCGCUACAGGAUUUGAAUCAACCCAAGACCGAGAUUGAUCUACCUCCUGGUAUUCUUUCAGUUCCUCUUAUGAGGCAUCAGAAAAUUGCAUUGGCGUGGAUGUUUCAGAAGGAAACAACUAGUUUGCACUGUUCGGGAGGGAUAUUAGCAGAUGAUCAGGGACUUGGUAAGACAGUUUCGAUGAUUGCUCUUAUCCUGAAGCAAAAGUUUGAGUCACAAUUGAAGUCUGAAAUCUCAACCAAGGGAGAAGCUGAAAUAUUGGACCUGGAUGCUGAUGAUGAGUUAGAAAAUGCAAAGCAUGAAAGUAAAAGUCAUGCAAAACCAGAGCUCAAUUCAAGGAACAGUGAGACCACGGUUCUGUCUAUUAAGGAAGAAGCUGAAAUAUUGGAUCUGGAUGCUGAUGAUGAGUCAGAAAAUGCAAAACAUGAGAGUGAAAGUCGCGCAAAAACAGAGCUCAAGGUUUUAACCAACAGUGAGACCACGGUUCUGAGUGUUGGUGAUAGUGAUGAGAAUGACAGUUCAGAUACGGAGAAAGUCAAAGAUGAAGAAGCGAGUACUUCAGUAAGGGAGUUUAAAAGAAAGAGACCAGCUGCUGGUACAUUAGUUGUUUGUCCAGCGAGUCUUGUGAGGCAAUGGGCAAGAGAGCUUGAUGAGAAGGUUUCUGAUGAAUCUAAACUUUCUGUUUUAGUCUACCAUGGUGGUAAUAGGACCAAAGAUCCUGUGGAGUUAGCAAAAUAUGAUGUGGUUGUCACAACUUACGCCAUUGUUACCAAUGAAGCUCCCAAACAGUCCUUGUUGGACGAUGAUGAGAACGAUGAAGACAAUAACCAAAAACAUGGCAACAAGAAGAAACGUAAGGUUGCAAUGAAGGCCAGCAAGAAGAGUAAGAAAAGAGGUAGAAAAAGCAUGGACGGUUCAUCUUUUGACUCUGAUUGUGGUACAUUAUCAAGAGUUGGGUGGCUCAGAGUAGUACUAGAUGAAGCUCAGACAAUUAAAAAUCAUACAACACAGGUGGCAAGAGCCUGUUGCACUCUUCGAGCCAAGAGGAGGUGGUGUUUGUCUGGAACGCCAAUUCAAAAUACGAUUGAUGAUCUAUACAGCUAUUUCAGGUUCCUUAGAUAUAAUCCGUAUGCCGUGUACAAGUCAUUUUACCAUACAAUCAAGGUUCCGAUUUCCAAAAGUUCUCUUCAUGGUUACAAGAAGCUUCAAGCUGUUCUAAAGGCUAUAAUGCUGCGCCGUACCAAAGGAACAUUGCUUGAUGGGAAACCCAUUAUUAAUCUACCUCCAAAGAAAAUUAGUUUGAGCAAAGUGGACUUUUCAGUGGAGGAGCGCUCUUUCUACAAGAAGCUUGAAGCAGAUUCACGAUCACAAUUCAAGGCUUAUGCUGCUGCAGGAACUUUGGGCCAAAACUACGGAAAUAUUCUUCUGAUGCUUUUGCGUCUACGCCAAGCGUGUGACCACCCACAACUUGUUAACGGAUAUAACUCAGAUCCUCUUGGCAAAGAAUCAGAAGAAGCGGUCGAAAGACUCCCGAGGGAGGCUCGAAUCAACUUGCUCAAUCGUUUAGAGUCAUCAUCCGCCAUCUGCAAUAUAUGUGAUGAUCCACCGGAAAACCCUGUUGUUACGAUGUGUGGGCAUGUAUUUUGCUAUCAGUGUGUUUCAGAACAUAUCACUGGGGAUGAGAACGUGUGCCCUGUACGGAGAUGCAGAGAAGACAUUGGGCGUGAUGUUGUUUUCUCUGAAUCUUCCCUUAGAAAAUGCAUCACCAAUGAUACAGGAUGUAGUUCUUCACAGGAUAGAUCAGCUCUUCGAAAAAGCGAGUUUAGUUCAUCAAAAAUUAAGGCUGUCCUAGAUAUUCUGAAAUCGCUUUCCGAACAUGGUCAAAUGCCUUCUUCUUCCUCACAGCCACAUGAUGAUGACGAUGUUACCAUUAUAGAGCCGACGACUCUUAACUCAUCUUCACUUAGCGAGGGGGCAAUAAAGACGAUAGUGUUCUCUCAGUGGACGGGUAUGCUUGACUUGGUUGAGCUGAGUUUUAUUGAAAAUGGUAUUGAAUUCAGAAGAUUAGAUGGAACAAUGAGUCUAGCAGCAAGAGACAGGGCUGUAAAAGAAUUCAGCAAUGAUCCAGAUGUAGAGGUGAUGCUGAUGUCGCUAAAAGCUGGAAACCUUGGGUUGAAUAUGGUAGCUGCAUGUCAUGUUAUUCUUCUGGAUCUUUGGUGGAAUCCAACAACCGAAGAUCAAGCUAUUGAUCGUGCACAUCGUAUUGGUCAAACUCGGCCAGUUAGUGUAACUCGCAUCACUAUAAAAGGCACCGUGGAGGAUAGAAUUUUGUUACUUCAGGAAGAGAAAAGGAAGAUUGUUGCAUCUGCGUAUGGUGAAGAGCAUGGUGGAAGCUCUGCCACUCGACUGACAGUUGACGAUCUCAAGUAUCUUUUUAUGGUGUAGACCACGCAUUGUAUGCUCUACGCUUAGCUUUCGAAUCGCUGCUUGAGUUAGGUUGCAUAGUAUUUAUUAUGGGAGAUUAUGCACAGAGCUUUUUUGGGCAGGAAGAAACCCCUCUACCUGCAUAUGUAAUUUAACUGUGUCUCUCCUAGGAUUUGGGGUUUGGUUUUGUGAGGGUUUGAAGCCAGUCUAGGUUUUUUAUGUUUCGGAGUUGCAUCGAUUGGAAGUAUGCCAUAUGUAAAUAACUAAAUCGUCUCAUGGUUUGUAUAAGAGUUUAACGGUGAAUCUUAAGGAUCUCCUGCUGUAUAUUUGAUACCUUCGAGCAGCUUAUCUUAUCAUGACAGUUAUGUAUU